AUGUCCCCUCACAUCCCUAUCGCCAUAGGCUGUUGUGCCGCCUUCGGCAUUGGUCUCGCAAUAUACCACAACAACGAUGCCGUCAGAAAUCAGUUUGAUUCCAAAGUCGAUGACAUCAAAUGCACUUUGCAAGACAUCAAGUUUGGGAUCAAAGAAGUCAUGGACAAGCGAAAAGCCAGAAUAAGAAGCCACGAGCAGCAACAACAACAGGAUCACAGUGUCCCCCCAGUCUAUGCUAGCGAGAAAGAAAGCUCUCACAACAAGAUAUUUGAAUAUAGUGAUCCAGAAACCCAGUCGAUCGAUGAAAAAGACCACUACACUAACCGCCGUGAUUCAUCAGUAUUCCACGAUGAUCCCGAAGACGAUAUCUGGAUCAUUUCUGAUGGCGGAGUGAACCAGCAGAGCCAAAGAAAUAAUCGUAAUGACAUUGUUGGUGAAGCAGCAAGAAGCUCAGCAAUCAAUAACGUCAGAGCCGAUGACGGGAUCAAUUUAAGACAUCUUCACAAUGAUUCCCUUGGUAGGCUGUGGCAUGAAAUCGAGGAUGAUUUAACAAGUACCAAUAGUGAAACCACAAAUAGUGAAACCACCGCCAGUUCUUAUGGUUUUGUCGAACACGAAGAAAAUCCCCAAUUUUUUGUGCCUCGGAGAAAUCUUCCGGGAAGUUUGACCAAUUGA
Molecule: messenger RNA, 675 nt
Organism: Saccharomycopsis crataegensis
Lineage: Eukaryota; Fungi; Ascomycota; Saccharomycetes; Ascoideales; Saccharomycopsidaceae
Exons: 1
Coding region: 1-675 (224 amino acids)
Source: RefSeq, a predicted model, not a curated record